This is a messenger RNA of Melopsittacus undulatus (budgerigar), 3086 nucleotides long. It is a transcript of the gene GLUD1, whose product is annotated as glutamate dehydrogenase 1. The coding region runs from base 134 to 1777 and encodes 547 amino acids. The record is from RefSeq and is a predicted model, not a curated record. The transcript has 13 exons. Gene Ontology annotation, cellular component: mitochondrion. Lineage: Eukaryota; Metazoa; Chordata; Aves; Psittaciformes; Psittaculidae. Gene Ontology annotation, molecular function: L-glutamate dehydrogenase (NAD+) activity. Gene Ontology annotation, biological process: L-glutamate catabolic process.
UCCCCUGUCCGAACCCCCACCCCGAGGCCGUUUAAAGGCGAAGGCGGCGGCGCUCGGUUCCUGUUGUGGCAGCGGCAGCGGUACCGGUACCGAACCGGGGCUCGGUGCUGCCUCACCGCCGGUGCCUGCCGCUAUGUACCGCUAUUUGGGGGAGCUGCUGGUGUCCCGCCUGGCCGCGGGCACGGAGCCGGCCGGGACGGCGGCGGCCGCUGGUGGGGCAGCGGCGGUGUGGGGCGGGGGCCGGUGCCCGCGGCGGCACUACUGUGAGGCGGAGAAGAAGGAGGACAACCCCAACUUCUUCAAGAUGGUGGAGGGGUUCUUCGACCGCGGCGCCAGCAUCGUGGAGGACAAGCUGGUGGAGGGGCUGCGCACCCGUGAGAGCAUGGAGGACCGGCGCCACCGCGUCCGCGGCAUUCUCCGCAUCAUCAAGCCUUGCAACCAUGUGCUUAGUGUCUCCUUCCCCAUCAAGCGUGACAACGGCGAGUGGGAGGUGAUCGAGGGCUACCGGGCGCAGCACAGCCAGCACCGCACCCCCUGCAAGGGAGGUAUUCGUUAUAGUUUGGAUGUUAGUGUGGAUGAAGUGAAAGCCUUAGCAUCUCUAAUGACAUACAAAUGUGCUGUCGUUGAUGUGCCAUUUGGUGGGGCAAAGGCUGGUGUCAAGAUCAAUCCCAAGAACUACACAGACAAUGAAUUAGAAAAGAUCACAAGAAGGUUUACCAUGGAGCUGGCAAAAAAAGGCUUUAUAGGACCUGGUGUUGAUGUGCCUGCUCCUGAUAUGAGCACAGGGGAGAGGGAGAUGUCCUGGAUUGCCGACACCUAUGCCAGUACCAUAGGACACUAUGAUAUUAAUGCACAUGCAUGUGUAACUGGUAAACCCAUCAGCCAGGGUGGGAUCCAUGGACGUAUAUCUGCAACUGGUCGUGGUCUCUUCCAUGGAAUCGAAAAUUUCAUCAAUGAAGCAUCAUAUAUGAGCAUACUAGGAAUGACUCCUGGAUUUGGAGAUAAAACAUUUGCUGUUCAGGGAUUUGGUAACGUUGGCUUGCAUUCUAUGAGAUACUUGCAUCGUUUUGGAGCAAAAUGUAUUGCUGUUGGAGAAUUUAAUGGCUCUAUCUGGAAUCCUGAUGGGAUUGACCCAAAGGAACUAGAAGAUUACAAAUUGCAACACGGGACAAUCAUGGGCUUCCCUAAAGCACAAACACUUGAGGGCAGUAUUCUGGAAAUAGACUGUGAUAUUCUUAUCCCUGCUGCCAGCGAGAAGCAGUUGACUAAGGCCAAUGCUCACAAGGUUAAAGCAAAAAUUAUUGCUGAAGGUGCCAAUGGGCCUACAACUCCUGAAGCUGACAAAAUCUUCUUAGAGCGGAAUAUCAUGGUUAUCCCUGAUCUGUAUCUGAAUGCUGGGGGUGUAACAGUAUCCUAUUUUGAAUGGCUGAAAAACUUGAACCACGUCAGUUAUGGCCGCUUGACUUUUAAAUAUGAAAGGGAUUCAAACUACCACUUACUCAUGUCUGUUCAGGAAAGCUUGGAAAGAAAAUUCGGGAAACAUGGUGGAACUAUUCCAGUUGUGCCUACAGCAGAAUUUCAAGAUAGGAUAUCCGGUGCAUCCGAAAAAGAUAUUGUCCACUCUGGUUUGGCUUAUACAAUGGAGCGUUCUGCCCGGCAAAUCAUGCGUACUGCCAUGAAGUACAACCUGGGUCUGGACCUGAGAACAGCUGCCUAUGUCAAUGCAAUUGAGAAGGUCUUCAAAGUGUACAAUGAGGCUGGCCUGACCUUUACAUAAAUAAGCCAUUACCGCUCCUUGUUGUAUCCCAUCCCUCUUGCUGUUAAUGUACCCUCUUCUUGAGAAAGCUUAUCACAAGUUUACAUGUAACCACAAAAUUUUCUUUUCUUCCGACAUUAUAGUGGAUUCUAUUCUCAAUUAGUUUCAGUCCAAACUAGUCUUUUUUACAAUAAAAAUCCAUGGAUUAGGAUAUUGUAUACAAGUAUGUAUCUGAAGAUAACAACUCAUCUGCGCUUGUGGGGGCCAUUCUGGGUAUUUCGCCUACAAAACAAAAUGGUACAUUUCAUGUAUGAAAGAGUGGUCUUGCCACCUGAGCCACUUGUCAGACUUCAGAUCAGAUACUGUACUAGAUGAGCACUUAGCUCAUUAUUACUUCAUGCACUUUUGUUUAAGGAUGUAAUUUUGGCUUCGGCACUUUCAGUAAGGCCUUGUAUGAUCAAUGCUGUCGCAUUGUCAAGUCAAAAAUGGGCCUCUAGCAGGGAUUAACUUUGAUAGGAGUCUAAUUUUUAUUUGUAGUAAAGCUUCAGGCCUGAUUCUCUUUAGGCAAUGUAUUUUCUUUAACUGUGCUGCUGUUAUAGGACUGCCUUUUAUUGCUUGUUCAAACUAGCUUGACUAUCACCAUGAAGUACAUAGAGGUGACAGACUAAUAUUUUUAUAAGCUGAAACUAUUGAGCAACUUUAGUUACAUUUUUUAAUCAAGUAUCUACGUAACUGUUCUGACCAUAGGUUUUGGUUUCUUUAUUGUUUUUGGGGGUUUUUUUGUUGGCUUUUUUUCUUUUUUAAGAAAAGGGAUAGUCUGAAUUCGGUAAGCAAUCAUACUUAGGGUUUGGGGAAUUCUUUUGGAGUCUUCAGGGCUUUCGGAAAAUUAGAUACUGCCUCAGUGAACAACUAAAGUAAAACUGAACCCAGAAAUCAUUGGCUAAACUACAGAGGAACUAGAAUGCUGCUAUAAACUUCAUCACUGUCUUAACACACACAGCCUGUUUUGUGGGUUUGGAUUGUUGGGUUUGUUGGUUGUUUUUUUUUUGUCAUCAGGAGGUCUUGAAGGUAUCGACCAUAUUAGAGUACAACAAAAUGGACCUCAACACAAUAUUGGAUCAAGCACAGUUUUUAAAGUGUAAGGCUUUUGUCCUGUGGAGUCCCCUUGAAGUGCCAGAUGUUAUUUAUGUGAUGAAUAUGAAUGUUUUUUUAAAAGACAACUAGUCCCUCCCAGAAACUCAUGCUUUUUUUCUAACUACUUUGUAACUGCAUGACAUAACCUGGAGAGAAGAGCAGUUAUUAAAAGAAGUUGAUCUUUCCAAACCUCCUA